AUGUUUUCAGACCAAUAUCAAGGUAUUGUACUAAUAGAAGUCAUAGAAGAGGAUAUAGACGUCAUCCAUCAUGGAAGAACUAAUCACACUAUAAAUGCUGAAGACAUUGAUACACAUUUUUGUGACAAACAGUUUGAACAGUUUGAUCGCCAUGAUCAUGAUAAUAGUACACUCCUUGCAUCAUACUUGAAAAAUCAAUUCAAUAGGAUACCAAAUGACAAUGAUGAGAAUUCUCAUAAAAGGCAAAUAUUUAUUACAUUGAGUGGACACCUUUGCUGCAGAGUAAAGGAUCAUUUCAACAAGUUGCGAGAGUCUGCAGAAUUUGCUGAUGAAAGGAUGACUAUGGCUCAAUUUCAUGAGUAUUUAAGUAGAAAAGGAGAGGAAGAUGGUAAUAUUGAUAUGACAAAUGAUACGAAGCUUGAAGAGGAAGAUAUGCAGGACGACAUUCCAAACUCAUUCCAUCAACUGACAGAUGGUUCUAACCCAGAGGGUAAACACCUAUCGAGAGAGGAAUAUCGGGAAAUCAGCAUCAGGAAAUACCCAGCAUUUUGUUACAAUCGUGAUGAAAUUUAUGACUUAUUUCAACAAUAUGAAAAGAAAAAGUCCCAUUAUUCUGACUAUGACUCAAUAGAUAUGGCUAUUGCUAUUUUACGUUGUGCCAAAAAAGAACCACUUGGUGGACUGCAUAUUCAUGAACUAUACAUUGACGAAUGUCAGGACAACAACAUGGUAGAUUUAUCACUUAUUUUAAAACUUUUUGAGCGUGCUGACAGCAUUUUUUUGGCUGGAGAUAUAGCACAAUGUAUUGCAAGGGGCUCGUCUUUCCGAUUUGAAGAACGAUUUGUAAUGAAUAUUAACUAUCGCUCACACAAUGGAAUCCUUAAACUUGCUUCAUCAGUGAUUGACCUUAUCUCUCGCUUUUUUCCUGAUUCCAUUGACCGGCUGCCACAUGAAUCUGGCGAAGUUGGUGGUCCUCAACCUAUUGUUAUCCACAAUAUUGAGGCUGAACCAUUCUUAUCUCAUGUCUUUUCUGUGGCUAAAAAUGUGGCAAAUAAUAUCGAAUUUGGCGCUGAGCAGGUCAUCAUUGUACGUGAUGAUGAAACUAGGCAGCGAGUGACGAAAAUAAUUGGUGAUGAUGAUGUUGUAUUAGUGUUGACAGUGUUUGAGUCCAAGGGUAUGGAGUUUAACGAUGUGGUGUUGUAUAAUUUUUUCACCGAGUCACCUGCACAAUUAGAGUGGCGAGCAAUCCAUCCUGCUUUUAGCGGUCAUUCAAAAGGAGUUCAACCCUUUUCCCAUGAAAAACAUUACAUCCUUUCCUCAGAGCUCAAGCAUCUUUAUGUUGCAGUGACAAGAGCACGGCAGAAAAUUUGGAUAUAUGAUGAAAACUCUGAAUGCAGUGGGCCGAUUCGUAAAUAUUGGAAGCACCACGAGCUGGUCAAAGUAAUUGAUAAUAUUAAAGUCUUGCCUUCCUUGGCUAAGAAAAGCAAUUCAUAUGAAUGGAAUCAAAAGGGAAAGGGUUUUUUUGGACAAAAGCGAUACGAACAGGCCAUUUUCUGCUUUAAGAAAAGCGGAAACAAAGAGAACCGCAAACUAGCAGAAGCAUAUCAUCUUCGGCAGAUUGCCAGGACUUCUAUAUAUGGUUCUGAUGAAGCCACUGUGAAUCACAAUUUCGAAUGUGCUGCUGAGGCUUUCAAGAACUGUUUACGACCAGUUCAAGCAGCUUCAUGUUAUCAGGAUAUAAAUAUGCAUGGAAAAGCUGGCGAUGUUUAUGAAGAGUUUGAUAUGUUCGAGUUUGCUGCUAAUUGUUACCUUAAAGCCAAAAAAUGGGACAAAGCGGGUAAUAAUUUUCAAAAGGCAGAGAAGUAUACUGAAGCUGUUAAUGCCUAUAAAAAUGGAUUAAUAGAGAUUUUAGAUUUCGAUAAGAUUGAUUUUAGUAAAGAAUAUUUUCAUAGCAAUAAUCAUGUAGUUAUCUGCAAAAAAAUAUUUACUGAGGAACAUGAUGAUCUGACACUUGUCCAAAUUAUUUUAACAAGAUACAAACAAGAAAUUGAUGAGAAGACAUUUAACCGUAUUUCCCGUCUUGUCAACAUUCAUUAUCGUCGGGAAAAUGACAAAGAGAUGAGUGAAAAGGCUCUUGAUAUUCUUCCUACAGAAGAGGAAAGAAUGGAGCUACUACGAGACCAUGCACCAGAAGAGCUCUUGAAAGUUUAUGAGAAGGGUGGUCAGUAUUUCUCUGUUGUUAAAGAACUAUGCUCACGUGGAAAGUUUGAAGAAGCAGCUGAUAAGAUCAUUGGCUUGAAAGAUAUCAACUCAAAAGACACCAUUGAGGCAUUAAAGCAUUUCUUACCCCUAUUUAGGGUUAAUAUAAUAAAAGAUACAAUGACAAAUACAAAUUCCAAACAUGAAGUGAAUAAGCUCCUUGCCAAGGCAAGUGAUUUUGUCAAGAAAUUCAAAUCACAAUCAUUGAAAAAACCUGAGGAGUGGAGAAAUUUUAUGAAGGAGUUUCAAUUAUACUCAGCUUAUUUAGAUGAGGAUCUUGAUACUGUUCAUAAAUGUAUACAAUUUUUUAGAAGUAGCAAAGAGCUUGUUGCUGAAUUUUGUGCAGUAAAUAUAUUUCUGCAAAUUACACCUCAAUCAGCACAGUAUUUGAAUGAAAGAUUGCAAUGUCUGUUAAGGCUAUGUGAAUUGACUUUUCCUUUUAUAGCGCCACAUCAAAAUGCUGACAAUAUUGAAAAAAUCUGCAAGGAUUUUGAAGAUAUCUUUUUUGUAAAUGAAGUUGAGAAUCGUCCACAUGAACGGAAAAUUUUUUUAGACAAUCCACUUCUUCAUAUACAGGAUGAAAUUCAUCAUGAAAUCAUAGAUGAUUGGCAUGUUUAUGAAGUGGAUGUUUUUCACCUGAAAAUGAAGCAAUUCCUUGCUUCACACAUCUUUGAGCUCAUCUGUGAGGUUGACUAUGGAAAUUAUUAUAUUCCAGAUGUAAGUUCACACAUCUGCCACUUUUUUGCAUCCUGUCAAAAAUCAGAUUGCAGAAACCAUCAUGUAUUUCCAACACCACUAAUUCUACACCAACGUUUGAAACUUGCAAGUCUUAAUUAUACUGUUAUUCGACAGUUGGAUGUAAUAUAUCAUCAUCAUGAGCUACUUAGAGAAGAUCAGAGUGAAAUGGUUCUUGGGAUACAGAGACGGUGGGCUGAAAAACUUGUUAAAUUUCACAUUCGUUAUCAAUCACCACAGAUAAGCUGCCCAGAAAUAACUCAAAUGGUACUCUCAGAGCUUCCUAAACACACACGUUCUGGAUUUAUCAGCCUUGCACAAAAUGUAUGGUUGUUUGUAGAUUGUGUGAAUGCUAACAACUUUGCAGUUAUGUUAAAAUCCAUGUUUAUUUUGCAACAGCUGAAAGACAAAUGGUCUGUUGAUAAAUUUUAUUGGGAGAUGUCAAAAACAAUAAAGCUUUCCUACUCUUAUGAAUUACCCAUUGGUUUUGAGGGCUAUGGAUAUCACCAAGCAAUUCCAGUUGGAAGGCGACUUUCAUUAUUCUUUGAUAAUCUCUAUAAAAACAGAAUUUUAAGUCCAUUCCUACUUAAUACGUUGCCAUGCUGA
Molecule: messenger RNA, 3600 nt
Organism: Entrophospora sp. SA101
Lineage: Eukaryota; Fungi; Glomeromycota; Glomeromycetes; Entrophosporales; Entrophosporaceae
Source: the annotation of a GenBank genome assembly